CUCUGAGAGAGGCUGCCGGUACACUGAGGAAAGCAACACGGUGCUGGGCUGCAUGCUAUGACUCACUCUCGGAAAACUUCUGCCUGACUAAAACCCGGAUAAUUCUUAGUUAUCAUUAGUUUUUCUGUUUUGUUUUGUUUUUUAAACUUCUGACAACGGACGUUUGGAUAUAAAGAAGAAAGUCUUUAGUUCACUUUUUCAGGUCUGGGGCAGUCAUUCGCUGUCGCUCGUAGCCGGGGACUUUGUGAGGGAGCUGUUUGGUGGAGGAUCUGGGAUGCUGGCACCCCGCGCGCUCCGCUCCUUGCUGUGCGCGCUCAGCUGCGCGUGGUGGCUGCACGCCGGAGCGGCCUCGCGACUCAAGUCUCCCGCUCUGCCCAUCCAGUCAGAGAGAGAGAGAGAGGCGCAGCCCUCCAAAGGCCUGUCAGGAUGCUCAUUCGGAGGCCAGCUUUAUUCUUUGGAGGAUACAUGGCAUCCAGACCUGGGCGAACCCUUUGGCGUCAUGCACUGUGUCCAGUGCUACUGUGAACCUCAAAAGAGUCGUCGCGGGAAAGUGUUCGGGAAGGUGAACUGCAAGAACAUCAAGCAGGACUGUCCAGACCCGGGCUGCGAUGACCCCGUCCUGCUGCCGGGGCACUGCUGUAAAACCUGCGCUAAAGAUGACAAAAAACAGACAGACGCCGUGCUGGACAGCUUUGAGUACUUCCACGAGAAGGGCAAAGAGAAGGAGGGCGACCUCCACAAAUCUUACAACGACAGGUCCUACCUGAGCUCCGAGGACAUGGGUCCGAUUGAGAGUCGGACUGACUUUGUAGCGGUGCUGACAGGAGUGACAGACUCAUGGCUGCCCAGUUCGAGUGGAGUUGCCAGAGUUCGUUUUGCUUUGACCAGAACCAGCCUGGCCUUCUCCAUCACAUACCAGAGGAUGUCCCGUCCCACUAAAGUAGUCUUCCUGGACUCAGAUGGGAACACUGCUUUUGAGUACAGAGUUCCCAAGGGACAGUCAGACAUGAUCUGUGGAGUAUGGAAGAACGUGGCCAAACCUCAUCUGCGACAGCUGCAGUCUGAGCAGAUGCGCAUCAGCAUGACUACAUCUACGAGCAGACGAGAAGAAUUGGAAGGAAAGAUCAUCAAACACAGGGCACUCUUUGCUGAAACUUUCAGUUCAAUGCUGACGUCGGAGGAGGAUAAUUCGGGGAUGGGAGGCAUCGCCAUGUUGACGCUGAGCGACACAGAGAACAACCUGCACUUCAUCCUUAUCCUGCAAGGCCUCAUCAAGCACAAAGAUAAAGAGCCUAUUCUGGUGCCCAUCCGAGUCCAGCUGGUGUACCGCCAACAUAUCCUGAGAGAGAUCCGUGCCAACAUCACCUCGCAUGAUCCAGACUUUGCGGAGGUGCUGACAGACCUCAACAGUCGCGAACUGUUUUGGUUAUCCCGCGGUCAGCUGGAAAUUGCUGUGGCAACAGAGGGUCAGGAUCCCAGACAAAUCUCUGGCUUUAUCACGGGCAGAAAAUCUUGUGACACUAUUCAGAGUGUGAUGUCUAGCGGCGAUGCGUUGACCCCAGGGAAGACAGGAGGAGUGGGAUCCGGUGUCUUCAACCUCCAUGACAAUGGAACCCUGGAUUACCAGGUUCAAGUCGCAGGUCUCACCAGCGACGUUGUGGGCCUCACUAUUGAGCUGAAGCCGCGGCGGCGAAACAAGCGUUCUGUCCUGUACGAUUUGACACCAGAGUACAACAAGGCCACGGGGCGGGCGGUGGGCAGCUGGAGUCGCCUGGAGGCUCGACACAUCCACAUGCUGCUGCAGAACGAGCUCUUCAUCAAUGUGGCCACGACGCACAGUCAGGAGGGCGAACUGAGGGGUCAGAUCAAGGCCCUGUACUACAACGGUUUAGAGGCGUCUAGACAGGAGUUGCCCACUCCUCUAGCUGGUCACUUUGUGUCCCCACCAGUAAGAACCGGCGCCUCGGGCCACGCCUGGGUGUCGGUGGACAAACAGUGUCACCUGCAUUAUGAGAUAGUCGUCGCAGGCCUCAGCAAGGCCGACGACCUCACCGUGAACGCCCACCUCCACGGACUGGCCGAGAUCGGAGAGAUAGACGACAGCAGCACCACGCACAAGAGACUCCUCACCGGCUUCUACGGCUCCCAGGCCCAGGGAGUGUUAAAGGACAUCAGUGUUGAGCUACUGCAACACCUUGACCAGGGCACGGCCUUCAUCCAGGUCAGCACCAAGACCAACCCUCGAGGAGAGAUACGAGGACGGGUCCACGUACCAAACAACUGUGAGUUUGGGACCAGAGGAGAAGUGGAGGAGGCCGAGUUCGACGACCUUUUCGUCAAAGACCCCGAGGAGCUGAAGAAAGACCCUCAUACCUGCUUCUUCGAGAACCAGCACCACGCUCACGGUUCCCGCUGGACGCCCAACUACGACAAGUGUUUCUCCUGCAGCUGCCAGAAGCGAACUGUGAUCUGUGACCCGGUCAUCUGUCCAGUGCUGACGUGCUCCAGAACCGUUCAGCCUGAGGGCAAGUGCUGCCCGGUCUGUGACGAGAGGAAGGAGCCCAAGGACAUGAAAGCUCCAGAGAGGGUAGAAGAAAAUCCAGAAGGUUGUUACUUUGAAGGAGACCAGAAGAUGCAUGCCCCAGGAACCACAUGGCAUCCCUUUGUUCCCCCCUUUGGCUACAUUAAAUGCGCUGUCUGUACUUGCAAGGGAUCGACCGGAGAGGUUCACUGUGAGAAGGUGACGUGUCCGGUGUUGACCUGCACUCACCCGGUGAGGCGUAACCCCUCUGACUGCUGCAAGGAAUGUCCGGAGGAGGAGAGGACCCCCGCGGGCCUGGAGCACAGUGACAUGAUGCAGGCGGACGGCCCCAGACACUGCAAGUUUGGCAAGAACUAUUACCAGAACAGUGACAGCUGGCACCCCUGGGUGCCUCUGGUGGGCGAGAUGAAGUGCAUCAACUGCUGGUGUGAUCACGGUGUGACCAAGUGUCAGAGGAAGCAAUGUCCAGUACUGACCUGCUCCAACAUCACCCGCACGGAGGGCUCGUGUUGUCCUGAAUGUGUUGACAACAAAGAGGAAGAGGACGCGACGAUGAAGGCUCCAGACAAAAGGCGGACCUGGAGACACUGAUCGUCCGGGACGCUCGCCCCAAAAAAAGAAACCCCAGACCCUUCGGCUAUUCCACCCCCCCGACCCUCCUCCUUCCAGACGGACCCGAACCCAGAGCUGCACACUGGGGUCCUCCCCCUCAACCCGACCCUUCUCACCUGACACCCACCCUGUUAUCAGCUUCAGGAUUGUAAUGAAGAGAGACCAGCAGAUGUGGUGGAACAAUGAAGCGGAAAUGAAACACUCAUUAAGUGAAGGGCUGAAUCUACGGAGAGGACCAACCAGACUUUACUCAUCUGCUGCCUUCUGCUUCCUGCCUUCAGUGUUUUGCUGGAAUUUUUCUUGUUUUUUCAAAAGCAGCUCGACGGGACAAGUGGUGCAGCUGUAAAAUAUAACACAGUCGUUAAGCGGGACUCUUGAAAUCCAGCUGGAUUUGAAAUGUUGGUAAGACUGUUUGAGUUGUAUUCCGCCGACAGGGCUUCUUUUUCGAAGUACAGCCAAUGGCUGCUGCAGUUCUCGCUGGACGCAGCCGGGAAAGCGCUGCUUUAAUAAAUGUGUGUGAAUGUGUGCGAGUACAAGUGUGUGCGUGUGUUUUUUUUUUUUCUGUUUUUUUUUUUUUUUACCAGUAAAGAGUACGAGUAAUCAGCAAUACAGAUGUACAAGACAGUAAACUGAGUGGGUGGCAAGGAGGUGUUUAUGAACCAAAACAAACAAAAAAAAAAACUAAAAACGUGUCGUUACCUGUCUGUUCAGCCAGUCUGCAGCUUCCAUUUGCUCUAAGAGUAUAUUUCAGUAUCAUUCAAGUGGGCGUCACGCGGGAUCAGUGUUGUUUCCCUGGAAGAAAUGUUUGAAACACUUCCUGCUGAUCUCACUGCUUCUCCGCUUCAGUUGUUCCUAUUUCUGUUUUGAAUUAAGUAAUAUUUUAUGGAUUUUUUUCUAUCAUUGUCGUUUAUGAAUAUGAAGCUGGUUCGUAUUUUGUAUUUAUUGAAUGGUGUGGAAACAAAAUAAAAAAAAAGAUGUUUGUCGGUUAAA
Messenger RNA from Mugil cephalus (flathead mullet), 4144 nucleotides. RefSeq names its product chordin (gene chrd). Gene Ontology annotation, molecular function: protein binding. Gene Ontology annotation, biological process: multicellular organism development. NCBI's taxonomy places the organism in Eukaryota, Metazoa, Chordata, Actinopteri, Mugiliformes, Mugilidae. The coding region runs from base 275 to 3133 and encodes 952 amino acids. The record is from RefSeq and is a predicted model, not a curated record. The transcript is spliced from 21 exons.